AUGAAUCCUCCAAGCUUCAAUGGUUCAAGCAUUACUGAGGAUCCAGAAAACUUUGUUGAGGAAGUGCGAAAGUGGAAGAAGGGUAGAGCUGAGGGUGCACCAAUUCUGAGUUGGGCCAUGUUUGAGGAGGAUUUCUUGGGUUGUUUCUUUCUCUAUGAACUGAGAGAAACCAAGGUUGAGGAAGAGAUGCUGAGGGAUAGGGACGAGUUUAGAAACAAGAAGGCUAAGAUAGGGAAUGAGUCUAGGGAGCAAAGGAAAAUUUGCAACACUUCAAAGCUAGACCUGCACAAUCUCAAAGUAGUGUGGCACAAUGAGGUAAUUGUGCUCCUGCAUGUGCUAAGUGUGGUAGGAAACACCCAGGGAAAUAGAGCCCAAUUUUCAUCAGUUGAUCCACCAAAUGGGGCUGCACCUAGAGGAGCUGCUUCAGGUACUGGUGGAGAAGAUAACGACCUAUAUGCUAUCACUAGCCGCUAA
Messenger RNA from Solanum stenotomum, 474 nucleotides. RefSeq lists its product as uncharacterized. Bases 1 to 474 code for a protein of 157 amino acids. The transcript is spliced from 5 exons. NCBI's taxonomy places the organism in Eukaryota, Viridiplantae, Streptophyta, Magnoliopsida, Solanales, Solanaceae. The record is from RefSeq and is a predicted model, not a curated record.